Hippopotamus amphibius kiboko is the source of this 432-nucleotide messenger RNA. RefSeq names its product NADH:ubiquinone oxidoreductase subunit A5 (gene NDUFA5). The record is from RefSeq and is a predicted model, not a curated record. The coding region runs from base 16 to 366 and encodes 116 amino acids. The transcript has 5 exons. Lineage: Eukaryota; Metazoa; Chordata; Mammalia; Artiodactyla; Hippopotamidae. Gene Ontology annotation, biological process: respiratory electron transport chain.
CUGCUCGGCGCUGUCAUGGCGGGCUUGCUUAAGAAGACCACUGGCCUUGUGGGAUUGGCUGUAUGUGAGACUCCACAUGAGAGGUUAAAAAUAUUGUAUACAAAGAUUCUUGAUGUUCUUGGACAAAUCCCUAAACAUGCAGCAUAUAGAAAGUAUACAGAACAGAUUACAAAUGAGAAGCUGAGUAUGGUUAAAGCGGAACCAGAUGUUAAAAAAUUAGAAGAGCAGCUUCAGGGUGGCCAAAUAGAAGAGGUGAUUCUUCAGGCUGAAAAUGAGCUAAGUCUGGCGAGAAAAAUGGUGCAAUGGAAACCAUGGGAGCCUUUAGUGGAAGAGCCUCCUGCCAACCAAUGGAAAUGGCCAAUAUAAACAUCAUUAAAUGACUUGUGUGUUGAUGGGAAACUGAUGUAAUUAAAUAUUCUGUUAUAUUAAAAA